AAUCUGAAAAUAAUAUUUAGUUUAUUAUAUUACAAAAAUAUUCUAACUCAUUUGUUAAUUCUUAAGACGUUUGAGCUAAUUAGCGCAGUACCGUUUAAACUUAAAUUGCUUAAAGGUUAUGUCGAACGCGUCAAAUUUUCUAAGGACCAAGUGGUAAGAGAUAGUUUUUUCUUUCUAUCCUCGAUACCAUGUAAACGUGAAACGAAAGUUUCUGGCGCCAAAAUGACUACCUCAGAGAAACAAUCUAAGAUCAGAGAGUCUUUGCAAAAUUUACAGUCAGCAGCUACGGACAAAGAAAAUUUAGUUGGCACUGGAAGAAUGCUCAAAGCAGAUUUAUCACUCAAGGAUGUAUUAAAAAAAGAUACUAAAAAGACAUCAGAGAAACCAAAAAAAGAAAGCACAGUACAUAAAAAAAUCAUUUAUAAACAUAAGGCAGUUCAAACAGCGAGAGGAGAAAAGAUUAAAAUCGAAGUAGAAGAUUUAACCUCUGAAGCUGGUCCAAGUGAGAAUUAUUGGGAAGUAUUAGCAGAAAGACGACGAAUAGCUCUUGAUGAUGCUUUAGAAGAAAAUAAAGAACUACACGAACGCAUAUCAAAAUUGCAGGAAGAAAAUCGUUUAUGUAAAGAAAUGUUGGACGAAACACGAGCCUUGGUUGAAGUACUACAAGAAAUGAUUGGAGAUGAUAGAAAUGACAUAAAUAAUUCUUUGGAGGACAGUGCUCUUUAAUUUUAUAUUACAUGUUUAAGAGUAAUAAAAUGUUAGUUUUAUUCAUUA
Vespula pensylvanica (western yellowjacket) is the source of this 774-nucleotide messenger RNA. RefSeq names its product geminin-like. Gene Ontology annotation, cellular component: nucleus. NCBI's taxonomy places the organism in Eukaryota, Metazoa, Arthropoda, Insecta, Hymenoptera, Vespidae. Gene Ontology annotation, biological process: negative regulation of DNA replication; negative regulation of cell cycle. The record is from RefSeq and is a predicted model, not a curated record. The transcript has 6 exons. The coding region runs from base 223 to 726 and encodes 167 amino acids.